UUCUUUACGUUCUCUCGAGCCCACUGGGCCUGCGGCGCCAUGGCUUCCAAUUACUCCUACAACCCUACAUACAAUCACAGCAACGCCUCCAACAUCCACCAGGCCUCCCCCUACGGCUCGGGUGACCCAUACUACAAUGAGUCUACCGGCUUCAUCACCCCUGCCAAGCCCAAGAAGGGCACCAGCAAGUGGGUGAAGAUAGGUAUCCCCGUUGCCAUCCUUGUCAUUGCCGCCGCCGUUGUUGGUGUCGUCCUCGGCAUUCGUGCCCACAACAAGUCAUCCUCGGCGUCGAGCAAGUCAGGAAGCUCCGGCUCCAACUCUGCAUCCGGGGCGCAGAAUGAUAUUGGCAUCUUCGCCACUGGGACGGAUAGCCUGUACAUGCUUCCGCUAUACCCCUCCACGACGAACACGGCGCUCUACACUACCCCGACGUUUAAUGCCGCCAGCAAAGCAAAAGCUACAUGGCCCUCCGAUCCCUUCCAGCCAGCGAGCCCGUCUGCUACUCAGGUCCGGACCGAUCGCCCUCGCCUCAUCGCCCCCGCGUACAAGUGGGCGGCACUCCCAAACAUGAUUGCCAACGACCCUUACCUCAAAUCUUGGAACGAUACCAUCUUCAGCAAUGCGUCCACGUACUAUGACCUUCCUGUCGUCCAGUACUUCAUGGAUGGCGACAGUGGUAUCCUCGACAACGCGCGUGAGGUGAAGAUGAGGGUCAAGGCCUUCUCCUACGUCUACCGCCUGACGAAUGACACCAAGUGGGUUGACCGUGCAUUCAAGGAGCUCCAGAAUGCUGCCGGAAACGGCACCACGCCUUUUGGCCCCGACGGGACAGACAAGUGGAACCCCACCCACUUCCUCGAUACCGCUGAGUUCAGCGCUGCAUUCGGUUACGCGUACGACUGGCUCUACGACAUUCUCACCGACGAGCAGAAGAGCCAGAUCCGGACGUCCCUUAUCUACUACGGCCUCGGUCGGGGACUUGUCGCGUACAACAACACCGACCUCCGUUAUACGGGCUGGUGGUCGCAGAACAUCUACGGUAAUUGGAACUGCGUUUGCAACAGUGGUCUCACCAUCGGUGCGCUAGCAAUCCUCGGCGACGAUGACACUGGUACAGCCGAGCAGAUCCUCGCUCUCACUGUCGACAAUGCGAAUCAAAACUGUGCAUUGGCCGUUUCUCCCGAUGGCAGCUGGUCCGAGACAGCGAACUACUGGUACUUCGGUACCACUGGGCACGCUGAGAUGGCGGCUAGCCUUAAGACCGCGACCGGCUCUGACUACGGCCUUCUCGACGUCAACCCCAGCUUCUCCCUCACCGGUCUCUUCCACAUGUACAUCACUGGUCCUGGUUCGCUGUUCGCCUGGGGUGACCACGGCCCGAACAAGUUCUCGACCACUGCGAACGCCAUGUUCCUCUACGGUGACCAUUACAAUCACCCCGAAUACGUCCUGUUCCAGCGAGAUCAGCACGACGCUGCCGAGCCUUGGAGCAUGUUCUGGUACGAUUCGACUGUCUCCGGCGCGUUUUGGGAUGGUCUUGCCCUCGACCACUUCUUUACCAACAACACCGACCAGUGGGCAUCGAUGCGCUCGUCGUGGACCGACGAGAACGCGUUGUACGUCGGUAUCAAGGCUGGCACACUCCAGGGCCACCAGACGCAUAAUGACCUUGACGCGGGUGAUUUUGUCCUCGACGCGAUGGGCACGCGCUGGGCGGGCGAGCUCGGUUCCGGUGACUACCGCUCGACGGGCUACUUCAGCAAUGACACCCAGGAGAGCAACCGUUGGUUGUACUACCGCAAACGUACCGAGGGUCAGAACACGAUCCUCGUCAACCAGGCGAACCAGCUGGUCACGGCUCAGCCUGUCAUCCUGCAGAACGCGAGCUCGGGCACCGUUCAGGGCUCGAGCACCGUACUCAAUCUCCAGAAGGACGACACUGCGCUCUUCACUGCCGACCUUACGUCCGCCUACGACAGUGUGACCUCGUUCAAGCGAGGUGUUCGUCUCCUGAACGGCCGCAAGCAGGUGCUCCUCCAAGACGACAUCAACGCGUCUGGCACCAUCAUGUGGCGCAUGCACACGAACGCGACGGUGUCCGUCUCCGGCACGAGCGCGACGCUGAAGAUCGACGACAAGACUCUCAUCAUGUCGAUCCUGAAUCCCCCAGACGGUGUCACCAUCACCACUGGGCCUGCGAAACGCUUCGACAACGACCCGCCGCUGCCGGCGGGCAUGACGGACCAGGACAACCCGACGGUGACUGUGGUCAUGAUCAACCUCCCGGCCGGGACGUACAGCUUGCAGGUGUUGUUCAACCCUCAGUGGGAUGGGAUGUCGUCGAGCGACUUUGUGACCCCGCCGUCGGUCCCCAUUGACCAGUGGACGCUGACGAGCCACAACUGAUCGAUGGGGUGCAGCUAUAUUGUUGUGUUGUCGGCGAGGGCUAUCAUCAGUGAUGGACUGUUCCGUACUCGUUACUUGUAUCUCUGUCUCGAUUUGAAUGCUCUUUGCUUUGGACCCCUGUUGAGUAGGGGUGUUUACUAGUCUGGUAAUGGAAGGAGGUGAUAAUUG
This is a messenger RNA of Dichomitus squalens LYAD-421 SS1, 2574 nucleotides long. RefSeq lists its product as uncharacterized. NCBI's taxonomy places the organism in Eukaryota, Fungi, Basidiomycota, Agaricomycetes, Polyporales, Polyporaceae. The record is from RefSeq and is a predicted model, not a curated record. Bases 40 to 2406 code for a protein of 788 amino acids. The transcript has 4 exons.